GAAAGAUUGAAAGUGACACAGUGGGAUCAGAACUCGCAGCUUCCACAUUUGCGUUGGUCUCCCACCGAUCUCGAUCUCCACUUGUCUGCCGCCUUCCCGCGUGACUUUUUGUCACUUUUUUUCCCUCUCGAGCGACGAUGACGAGUUUAGACGCGCGCGGACUCGUGCCACACUGAGCGGGACCGAACCUUUUCCAAGUGCAAAACAACACGUUCAAGUUUGGAUUCCGGUCCUCCACACUCAUCCAUCCAUCCAUCUAUCCCGCGACCUCACGCCUCCUCCUCCACCUCUCCACGAAGCCUCCGAACCUACGACCGGCCAAAACUCUGGUGGAUCUCCGCUCCAUUCCGAAGAAAGACGCCGAACCCGAACCACAGCCCUGGAUUCAAUACUCCUGAUCAAUGGACAGAGCCUCCUCAGCGGCCAGCAGCGCUACAGACACCCCGUGAACAACUCAUUCUCUCUAACUGGAGCUCCUCUGGGGGUCUGGAAGAGGAUGGAGCGAGGAGGGGACAGUCCCAUCACCCAGGACAGUCCAGAGCAGAGGGGCGGCAGCCCUGACCUCACUGGCCUCCCACCUCCAGGAAAGAAAGGGCGCCUGGAGCUGAAUGGAAGUCCAACAGGACCCCGCGUGCGCCACAACGGAGCUCCGCUCAGACCCCUCGGAGGUCUGAUGAUCCCAGUCUUCUGUGUGGUGGAGCAGUCGGACGGAGGGAUGCCAACGGAAGGAUGUGAAGGAAGAGAAGAGCAUGCGGAGUUCGUGCUGGUCAGGAAGGACAUUCUCUUCUCUCAGCUGGUGGAGACGGCGCUGCUGGCGCUCGGAUACUCUCACAGCUCUGCUGCUCAAGCUCAUGGCAUUAUCAAGGUGGGCCGGUGGAAUCCUCUUCCCAUCCACUUCCUGACCGACGCUCCGGAAGCUACGGUGGCCGACAUGCUGAUGGAGGUCUACCACAUGGUCACGCUGCGCAUCCAGCUGCAAAGUUUCUCCAAGCUGGAGGAUCUUCCUUGUGAGCAAUGGAACCACGCCACCGUCAGGAACGCUCUCAAAGAGCUCUUGAAGGAAAUGAACCAGAGCACUCUGGCUAAGGAGUGUCCCCUGUCACAGAGCAUGAUUUCCUCCAUCGUGAACAGCUCCUACUACGCCAACGUCUCCACUGCCAAGUGUCAGGAGUUUGGUCGCUGGUACAAGAAGUACAAGAAAAUUAAAGGAGAUUAUCUGGAGAAGAUGUGGUCUGGACGAGACUCUGCUGAGAUCAAAAUUGAGAGAGACAACAUGGCGGACUUCUGCAUGCUGGGACAGAGACCCCCUCCGCACUUGUCGGGCCUUCCUCAGAUGGGUCACCUGGGAUCUGCCAGCCCGAUGAUGAAGUCAGGAGACUCGCAAGCUCCGUCUCAGCCACCGCAGCAACCUCCGCAACCACAGCAGCAGCCGUCCCCCCACGGCCCCCUCCACCACAGCCCGCCCCUCCGAACAGGCCAAGUGCCCCCUCCACCUCCUCCACCGGGAGCCCUCCAGCCGCUGCUGGGCCCCGGCGGGCUGCUCUCACCCCAGCUCUCCCCGCAACUGGUCCGCCAGCAGCUCGCCAUGGCGCAUCUCAUCAACCAGCAGAUAGCUGUGAGCCGCCUGCUGGCCCACCAGCACCCGCAGGCCAUCAACCAGCAGUUCCUCAACCACCCGCCCAUCCCACGCGGCUCCUCUAAAGGAAGCGACCAUCCAGGGGCCAACCCCUCGGCCGCAGAGGUCUCCUCCGAGAUCUACCAGCAGGUCAGAGACGAGCUGAAGAGAGCCAGCGUCUCCCAGGCGGUGUUCGCUCGCGUGGCUUUCAACCGCACACAGGGUCUUCUGUCCGAGAUCCUGAGAAAGGAGGAGGACCCCCGCACAGCCUCCCAGUCACUACUGGUCAACCUAAAAGCCAUGCAGAACUUCCUGAAUCUGCCUGAGAAUGAGCGCGACCGCAUCUACCAGGAGGAGCGGGAGCGCACCAUGAACCCUUCGGUCGGCCUUCCGGCGUCCAACUCAUCCAGCCCCGGUGCACCGCGACUCCCACAGAAAGUGUGGGAGAGAGGAUUGGAUGACCAGAUCACCCCGGACACCUGGGCCUCCAUUUGGAAGAACAAGACGAAAAUGUCUAACUCACCAAAGGCGCCCUGCCCAGCUCCCGACCUCUCGCUCAAGCUGGAGUCGCUGGUCAACAUCACGUCAGGCAUCUAUGAUGAAAUACAGCAAGAGAUGAAGCGAGCCAAGGUGUCCCAAGCUCUGUUCGCCAAGGUGGCCGCCAACAAGAGCCAGGGCUGGCUGUGCGAGCUUCUUCGGUGGAAAGAGAACCCGAGUCCAGAGAACCGGACCCUGUGGGAGAACCUGUGCACCAUCCGGAGGUUUCUGGCGCUGCCUCAGACAGACAGAGACCUGGCGUAUGAGGAGGAGUCCAGACACCAUCACACGGAGAGGCUUCACACCGUUCUCCACCUGCCGCAGGACACGCAGCUCUAUUGUCUCUCUCGGCAGGCGCUUCACCGGCCCCCACCGCCCCAGUUAAAGGAGCACCACCUGUCUCCGAUGCGUGAGGAGCAGCUAUCCGCACCUGUUGGUGAGGAGGGGUCACAGAACUUGGCUGUCGGGGCAGCAGGUCCUCCCGGUAGUGUUGGCAAUGCAGGAAGCAACAAGAAACCCCGGUCACGCACUAAGAUAUCCCUAGAGGCCCUUGGCAUCCUGCAGAGCUUCAUUCAGGAUGUUGGCCUGUAUCCAGACCAGGAAGCCAUACACACUUUGUCAGCACAGCUGGACUUGCCCAAGCACACCAUCAUCAAGUUCUUCCAAAACCAACGCUACCAUGUCAAACACCAUGGCCGACUCAAGGAGCUGAGCGAAGGGGCUGCUGCCAGUGGAGGCGUGGACGUCAGCGACUACAGAGAAGAAGAGCUGCUGUCAGGAUCUGAAGAUCCAGAGUCCAGCGAGGAUGGGGCUGAUGAAAUGUACCAAUCCGAGGGCAGCAGUGGAAGCACGGGAGGACUGAGUCAGCCUCCACCUUCCUCUAACUCCAGCCAGCUAUCAUCUGGGAGCAACGUGGCUCAGGAGGAGGGCAGGGACAAGGGGCACAUUCGGCCCAGUGGACCCAUCACUCCUGGCAGCUCCUCUUCUAGUCCUAGAGAACAGGCUGACUACCAGAGGUAGAAAAUCGAGAGACCGAGAGAGCAAGCAGACUAUCAGUGCGAGUGGAGCUCCGACUGACUGACGGAACUUCGGGCUCCAAAACCUCCACAGCCAGAAACAGAACCAUAUCAUCAUAAUGAAGACAAUCAUCAGUGUGUGUGGAUGAUCAGAGCAAUCCUUAAAUAACUGUACAAUUCAGAUGUUAAAUAUUCAAAAGCCCAGUGCUGUUGCCAGUCUCGCCUUCAGCUGAAAUAUCAAAAUAAUAAGUUCCUUGAAUGAGCCAGUUUCAAGAGAAGGUCAUUGGAAAUGAUGGGAUUCCGCCAGCGAAGGCCAAAGACUGUUCUCUUCCUCUUUCAUUGGUCGGAGCACAGCGACACUGGGGGAGAGAAAGCGUUGGAUUUGUACGACGUCUGCUGUUCUACAAACCCUCAGGACAAACACUGAUGUUGCUAUUGCUGAUGCUGCCUGAGAGUGACCAGCCACUUGUCACUGUGGGGUUCAAAACGGACAAACUCUUGACCUCUGUCGAACACGAUUCUACAAGCACUUAUCGUUCAGGCCAACACUGACGUUCAAAGGACCCCGUGCUCUCCUUUCAAAACCGGAGAGGUUCCCGGCUGAUCAAGAACAGUUCUGUAAGAACAGGGAGGCGGGUCGACAGCUGUCUCCCAUCCUCUGACCCAGAAUGUGAGAAGGAUGGACAGAGCAACCAAGCAAUAAGUCACUUUACGUGCGGCAGUGCAUCCCUUCCACACUUCCUCUCAGCCUCACUCUCCCCCUCCCCCCCCUUAAUCGGUGCCCGCAGUCUUGUGGCCCACCACACCUACCCGCACUUAAACUUCACCAACCGUAUUUAUUGCUAUCUUUAUCCAUGAUUAUUAUUAUCAUUAUUGUUAUUACUGUCGUUAUUAUGGCUAGAAUUUAUGUCAUCACGUGCUAUUUUGGGUUUUUAUUACCAUGCUUUUAAAUAUUGGUUUUUAUUGAGGGCAUUUAUAUGGACGACGUGACACAUUGAGGGCUAAGCCCUAGAAAAUAGGGAGGAAAAAAGAAGGAAAGAAAAUAAAUAGAAGCAGUUACUGAGUGUUAUUGGUUUGAAAAUGUCCCGUCAUGUUGUAAUAUUUUUAUAGUUCACUUUCCCAGAGGUAGUUACCAAGGUUUGGUGAAAUGUGAACAAGUAUAAAGUGACAUUGUGCUUUUUCACUGCAGUUAACGACAAUCUACUUUUUGAGCCAUGACAGAAAACGUGGCAAGUUUGACUCUAUCUUCACUUUUAAUGUCUGUAAAUACCCCGAGAGGGGAUAAAUUGUUAUUGACGUGCAUUUAUUUUAAGAUUUUGCUCAGUGACUUUCAAUGUUUGAGCCAGUUUUGAGUGCCGAAGAAGUGCUGUCUAUGGUGUCUGUUUUUUUAAGUGUAUCGUGUAAAUCCAAACAUGAGGAGAUUUUAAAAAAGAGACAACUGCUUUUCUCUCCAUGUCCAUGUUAAGAAGCGACAUCUGAGAACGGACUGUCUACUAUGUGUGACUUUCCUGAUCGGCUGCUACACUUAAAUAGACGACCUGCCUUUGAAUCAUUUCAUUUCCCGUGAUCACUCUGAUGUUAUUGUGCUUUUCUGUUUAACAGGAAUCAGGGUUAAAUGCAGAUCUGAUGAAAUCGUAGUUCUGUCGUUGUUGAAGUGAAUUAAAAUUUGUGAAUCUGAGCUAUGACUCA
Molecule: messenger RNA, 4857 nt
Organism: Synchiropus splendidus (mandarinfish)
Lineage: Eukaryota; Metazoa; Chordata; Actinopteri; Syngnathiformes; Callionymidae
Gene: satb2
Product: SATB homeobox 2
Exons: 14
Coding region: 497-3172 (891 amino acids)
Biological process (GO): chromatin remodeling; regulation of transcription by RNA polymerase II
Molecular function (GO): DNA-binding transcription factor activity, RNA polymerase II-specific; RNA polymerase II cis-regulatory region sequence-specific DNA binding
Source: RefSeq, a predicted model, not a curated record